AUGAAGGUAACUUUGCAACAGGUGCUUGGUCUCAUUGUUCGUUAUCCUGUUCGGGCUAUUCUCCUGCAAAACCUUACUCCUACUCAUGGAGUAAUUGUAAAGUUAUCUCCCUCUAAGUUCUCAAUUGAGGCAGUGACAGUUGGUGGGGUGAGUCUUUGUAGCUACUCCGAGUUGCUAAAGAUCACUGAUUUCAAGACUGGGAACUUUCUUCAGAAGACUCUUUCAGGAAGAUUGUUCUGUGGCGCCAUUGGUGAAGGAUCUGAAAAACGGCUUGUAAUUGUAAAGACAUGGGAUGUUCUCCUUCCUUACAGGGGUGAUCUUGCUCAAAGUCUACCUAAAUUUUGUGAUGAGAUUAAGUUAUUCACAGAUAAAACAGCAAAUACGCAUCCAAAUUUGGCAAAAUUGUGUACGUUCUGUUGUGACACGAGGCUUGCAGCUGUCUAUGAGUAUGAUGAAAAAUGUACCGGAGUCUUGUCUGAUGUUCUUUUGGAUGAUAAAUUUGGGUGGAGUAACAGGAUAAAAGUGGCAGCUCAACUUGCAAAUCUCUUGGCAUGGUUGCAUGAGAAGGGGAUUGCAGUUGGUUGUGUUACUGCAUCAUGUAUUAUGAUAGAUGAGGUUGAGUUUCAGCCCUUGGUCGUCUGGCCAACUUUCUAUUUCUCUUAG
Nicotiana tabacum (common tobacco) is the source of this 663-nucleotide messenger RNA. Lineage: Eukaryota; Viridiplantae; Streptophyta; Magnoliopsida; Solanales; Solanaceae. The record is from RefSeq and is a predicted model, not a curated record.